GUAGUUUCACUUAGUAAGUUAGCAGUUUUGAACAUAUCGAGCUUUUUGGAUCAUAUUCAGACAAUCAGCCAUCAACACCUGACAGUAAGUCUUAAAUCUAAACAUAAACUAUUUACAAUCCAACAACUGUUACGGUGUGUUAUUGACAAGGAAAAAUAAAUUGAGGGAUAUGUUUAUAAUGUUAAAAAUCUAACAAUCUACAUGACUAUUUCACCUCACAAAAGUUAGUUAGCCUAGAUUGAUGGAUAGAUUAGCCCAUAAUUUGCGUAUAAAUAAUACGCAUUGUGAAAAGUCGUGCAAUACAUAUUUCCAAUUUUGCAUGUGCAUAUUUUCGUAUCGUUUUAUGCAUUGGUUUCUUAUUUUUACCAUUUUGGUUUUGGUUUGAUAGAGAGAAAGAAAUAAAAAAUACACGUACUCUUAGUACUCUGUGUGUAGCAAUAAUUAACUGAGUGAAACAUUUAAUAAUAAUGUAUAAUGUUGUGUGUGAGAUGUCGCAGCAGAGGCGCACAUCGUCCACUAGGCGGCGUAAGUGGUCAGGUCUGAUAAAACACUGGACUCUGCUGGGUCUCUUUGAGAUUGAUGAAGGUCAUGAAUUUUAUGAUCUCACGUGCAUGAUGAAGAGCGGCCUUUCUACUGCACUACAAAACAACAAAAAUGAACCAACACCUACACAACUUUCACCUGAUGAUUUCACCAAAGAAGAAACUUAUAUUCAUCAGUGAGGAAGAGUAUGAGACUUCGGUGGCUUCAUCUGAGCCAUACCUGCAGUUUAUCAGUAACUCAAAGAGCAAAGCAGAUUUCUUCAUCACGCAUGACAGAAGGUUCUUUUUGAAAACAGAGACUAAAAAGGAAAUUGGGCUUCUCUUGUCCAACUUAAGAAUUUACACAGAGCAUCUUCACAAAUACCCACAUUCACUGUUGGUAAAAAUAUUGGGGGUGCAUCGGAUAAUCAUAUCAGGUGAAUCAAAGAAAUAUUUUAUUGUAAUGCAGAGCGUCUUCUAUCCUGAUGAGAGUGUCACAGCCAGGUAUGACAUCAAAGGAUGUGAGGUGGGCCGAUGGUCAAACCCCACCCCCAAGAAAGAUCAAGCUGUAGUUAUUUUGAAGGACAUGAACUUCGAAGGACAGCACAUUGUUCUUGGAGAACAGCGCUCCUGGUUGGUUCGACAGGUGAAGAUUGACACAGCGUUUCUCCGCUCAAUAAACGUAUUGGAUUACAGCCUUCUGUUAGCUCACCAACCACUACAUGAGGACGAACUGGAUCAGAACCAUCACCUCGCCAAUCUUGUCCACCGCACUACCAUAUCUGUGAAUCAGAAGGACCCAACUCAUCCUUGCUCAGUCAGCAGAUGUACAUCAGACGAAGAAUCUGAUAAUAACUCUGAACAUAAAAGAUCAGAAGAAGCUCUACAUUUUCAGGACUUUCAGCAGACCCAGGUGGAGAACAGGAGAUUGCUACCUGACUACAGAAACCCUCUUCACGUGAUCGAUGGACCCCAAUUGAGAUAUUUUGUGGGAAUCAUAGAUAUUUUCACAGAAUAUGGAUUUCAAAAAAAGCUCGAGAAUCUGUGGAAGAGGAUUAAAUAUCCAAGACGUGCAUUUUCCACCGUAAGCCCCUCCGCAUACUCUCUAAGAUUCAAUCAGUGGGUUGAAGGACACACAAAGUAGAUACUUUAAAACAAAGACACAAACUAAGCAUUCAACAAACUCCUGUUUCGAGAUAUGAUUAAACUGUUCCUGUCUCAUCUUGUUCAUCUCUAAAAUAAACAUACUUUACGCCUUUUUAGUUUGUUUGUUUUUAAAAGUGUCACAAGUGAGUCACGUGAAGAUGUUGAUUAAUUAUUACGAUUACUAGAUUCAGUUAAUGUCUGAAGAGCAUAAUGCUUUAAAAACACUCAUAAAUAUCCCAUAAUUAUACAUGAACAUGGCUUUACAUUAUG
Messenger RNA from Paramisgurnus dabryanus, 1937 nucleotides. Its product is annotated as phosphatidylinositol 4-phosphate 5-kinase-like protein 1. Gene Ontology annotation, biological process: phosphatidylinositol phosphate biosynthetic process. NCBI's taxonomy places the organism in Eukaryota, Metazoa, Chordata, Actinopteri, Cypriniformes, Cobitidae. Gene Ontology annotation, cellular component: plasma membrane. The record is from RefSeq and is a predicted model, not a curated record. Gene Ontology annotation, molecular function: 1-phosphatidylinositol-4-phosphate 5-kinase activity.